Closterium sp. NIES-65 is the source of this 1371-nucleotide messenger RNA. The record is from the annotation of a GenBank genome assembly. NCBI's taxonomy places the organism in Eukaryota, Viridiplantae, Streptophyta, Zygnematophyceae, Desmidiales, Closteriaceae.
AUGCGCAGCAAAGUACCAGUAGGCAAGUCCUCACCUCGUCCUCACGUGCAGGUUAAUAACUACGGGCGAAUUAACUUGCCUGGCUAUGACAUCCGAGUAGCCAUGGCGAAGAACGCGAGCAAGGCGGCAAGUCCUACCGCCGCCUCCGGUCCUGCUGACAUCGAGGAGGACGACUGGUGGAGUCGGCCGGUCGGGAGCGACGACGAGGUGGAAGAGUGGCAUGCUGGUGAUUCCGACAACGACGGAGGUAAAGAUGCGCAUGGUAACAACGCGGAGGCAGCGGCGGAUGCACAGGAAGCGGCGAUGGAUGCGAAUGAGGAGGCUGACGACGAGGCGGGGGCGGAACUUGAGACAUUUGCGCCUGCGGAUGCGGCCGCAGUUGCGGAUGCGGAAGGCGAGGAAGGCGGGGACGACGACCCAUGGAGCUUUGGGACCGACGACGACGUCCCGCUACUGAAGCGGAGGCUGCGCCAUCGCCUACAGCCCAAGUCAAAGCGGGCCCGGGUGGUGCUCUCUGACGACGACGGUCCGGGGGAGGAGCGUCGCCCGAUACUCACCGCUGCGGAGAAGGGGAAAGCCAAGGUCGCGGAAGCCCCUGCUAAGGCCCCUGCUAAAGCCCCUGCUCGUCGCCGCACAAGCAACAAGAAGCUGACAUCCGACGGAGACCCGGGAUCCAGCAAGGGUGCGGCUAAGAAGAAGGCGAAGAAGGCGCCGAAUCCUGACGACAUCGUCGUGUACGAGCCGCUGGGCAGCGACGAUGAGUACGCGGCGGCGGCGGGCCCGAUUCCCACGUUCCCUGAGAAGGUAACGCCGAGGGACCCCACCCUCCGUAAUCCCAACACCCGCCCACCUUCCCCUCGCAACAAAGACACUACGAAGAAGCCCCGCAAUUGGACCGUGCGGAACCUGCGGAGGCCUCCGCACCCCGUGGUGCUGCAGUGGAUCGCGGAGGCUUGGGAUCAAGUCCCCAAGCAGAUCAUCAUCGACGCGUUCCGCCACUGUGGGAUCUCGAGCAAGCUGGACGGAACAGAGAACCACCUGGUGAUGUCUCACCUGCGCGCCAGGAGCACCACCGAUGUCUCCGCGGACAUGUCUCUCGGGGGGACCACAGGCGACAACACGUGCCUGCUCGGUCGGGCUCCAGAGGAGGAGGAGGAGGAGGCGAUGCAGGCGGAGGGCGUGCGGGAGGUGGCCGUGGCAACCGGCCUGGAGGUGCUGUACCAGGAGACCCCCAACUACCGCGGAGCGGCGGCUGAGGCUGACCGCAUGAUCGAGCCUAGAGAGACGGCUAGGCAUGCUUGGCGAGUGCCAGACCUGGGUGUAGAGCCUGAUGUUAGUGCAGGUGAGGAGGCGGUGACUAAGGGGGGUUAG